Gloeophyllum trabeum ATCC 11539 is the source of this 898-nucleotide messenger RNA. RefSeq lists its product as uncharacterized. The record is from RefSeq and is a predicted model, not a curated record. NCBI's taxonomy places the organism in Eukaryota, Fungi, Basidiomycota, Agaricomycetes, Gloeophyllales, Gloeophyllaceae. The transcript has 3 exons. Bases 233 to 724 code for a protein of 163 amino acids.
CACAGAACUAGGGCCUGCUGUCUAUAGCUAGUCGUUUGAUUUUCAAAGAUUAUUUCUACUCUGUGGGAUAGAAACUGCUGUCUUGUGGACUCCUCUAUCCAGCCCACUCGACAGCUUCCGUCGCCACGGCUGAAUCUCGGGCCAGCUUGAACAACCCCCGCGUGUACAAGUCCGCCUGCUUGUCGAGAGCCCCAAUCUCGCGGUAUCUCUCUGUCCUGAUCUUUCUGCUCUCAUGGACACCGCACCCUCCGAGAUCUUCAUGUCCAUCGUCUCCUACCCCGGGACCGGCGAGCGCAGCUUCGAGGAACUCCGCGUCACGGACUACAUCCACGCAUACAGCACCACCGGCGCCGCGCCCGUCCCCUGCGACCCCCUCCCAGCCGCACCCGACCGCGCCGCCCUCGGGCUCUCGCCCGCGUUCGCCCCCGCCGUGAUCACACCCGACGUGGAAGCGGAACUGUUCCUGUUACAGAUCGAUCCCACUCUGCCUCCUUCUGAGCAACCAAUACUAAUAGACCACCCGAUGGACGGGAGUCCCAGCUCCUCUGCCGCAUGCAAGCGAGAGCGCUCGGACGCCUUCACCUCCGCUUCUGCCACACCGCCCCUCCCGAUCCCGACGUACAUCUCCGACCCCGUACCGCGAGGCACCGUCCUCGCCGAGGGGAACGGCCGUGUGGUGCGUGCACUGCCAGUCCGGCGGCGCGCAGUCGGACAGGCUGCUUGAAGAGUGAGUGGGCAUGGUUGAGUCGAUUACUGAUGAGAACGGACAGGUUUGCUAGUCUCUGAAGGAUUUUUGGAUAUGGGUUUGUCUGUUGUCGUGUAUGAUUGGUACCUGUAGGUAUGCGCAUUUGUAUUCGUCGAUUACACUACAUGUAAGGAUUAGAUGUUGCUCUUUUUU